UGUUGCAAGCGACCGGAGCAGGGGCGGGGGGGACUGGUGAUUAUCUUGUGCGAUAGAAGCUGUGAUUUCCAUUGGCUCCAAAGUGCGGAGCUGGGCUCUCGCCUCUGCCCAAUAACUAAAACAGAUGCGGCUGGUUUCCCCGGGAUUUGUGUUGGUGGAUGUGUGAGUGCCGGAGGGGACAACCGGCACCUAAAGCUAGUCCCGGAUUGAGCAGAGAAAGACACCCUAAUGACUAAAUCUCAGGCGCACUAUGGAUUUGACUAAAAUGGGUCUGAUACAGCUCCAGAACCCCAGCCACCCCACGGGGCUCCUGCAGAAAGCCAACCAAAUGCGCCUUGCAGGGACUCUGUGCGAUGUGGUCAUCAUGGUGGACAAUCAGGAGUUCCAUGCUCACAGGACAGUGUUGGCUUGCACUAGUAAAAUGUUUGAAAUCCUGUUCCACCGCAACAGUCAGCAUUAUACCCUGGACUUUCUUUCACCAAAGACUUUUCAGCAGAUACUGGAAUACGCUUACACGGCCACCCUCCAGGCUAAAGUUGAAGACUUGGAUGAUCUUCUUUACGCAGCCGAGAUCCUAGAAAUAGAAUAUUUGGAAGAACAGUGUCUGAAGAUCCUGGAGACCAUUCAGGCUUCUGAUGAGAAUGAUGCAGAAGUCAACAUGACAGAUGGUGGCAGUGAGGAGGAGGAUAGAAAAUCUAGGUACAUCAAAAACCUAUUCACCUCCAAGCAUUCCAGUGAAGAGAGUAGUUAUGCCAACAUGGCCAGUCAGAGUUUAACGGGGGCGAUGGUGGAACAGAGCCCAUCUGUCUCGACUUCGUUUGGAGUCUCCGCGAUGAGCCCCACGAAGGCUGCUGUGGAUAGUUUGUUGACCAUUGGGCAGUCGUUAUUGCAAGGGUCUCUACAGCAGAACGCCUCCGAGGACUUGCACUCCACGAGCAGCCGCCACCCCAGUCUCUCCGAAGUAAAACCAGAAGUGAUGCAAGUGGAGGAGGCGUCUAGCCAUGAAAGCCCACAGACGGCAGAGUCCAGCACUUCUGGAGGGGACAAGUCCGAUGACAAAAGCAAGGAAGGCCCUGGUACUCCCACGCGUAGCAGUGUUAUCACAAGUGCCCGGGAACUUCAUUAUGCCUGGGAUGAGAAUCCAGAGCAGCCCCUCGAGUUGGGCCAAGGAGUGUCAGUCGGACCAGAGCACUCGAUUUCUCAAAGUGAGAAACACCUGAGUAUAUAUUCAGUGCUACCAAAUCACAAAACUGACUCGAUGCUCAGCAUGCCAUCCUCCAUGACGUCAGCUCUUCACAUGCAGCCAGCUCUUGCCGUGUCCAGGGACUUCAGCGCUUCCGGGGGGCUUCUGCCUCAAGGCUUUAUUCAAAGGGAGCUGUUCAGUAAGCUGGGUGAAUUGGCAGCUGGCAUGAAAACUGAAAACCGAGCCAUCGGUGAACAGUGCAGUGUUUGUGGGGCAGAACUACCAGACAACGAGACGGUGGAACAACACAGGAAGCUGCACAGUGGUAUGAAGACUUAUGGAUGUGAGUUGUGUGGGAAACGAUUCUUGGAUAGCUUGCGGCUCCGAAUGCACUUACUGGCUCACUCAGCGGGUGCCAAAGCGUUUGUCUGUGAUCAGUGUGGUGUACAGUUCUCUAAAGAAGAUGCCCUGGAGACCCACAGACAGACACACACCGGUACUGACAUGGCCGUCUUCUGCCUGCUGUGCGGGAAGCGGUUCCAGACACAGACUGCCCUGCAGCAGCACAUGGAAGUGCAUGCGGGAGUGCGUAGCUACAUCUGCAGCGAGUGCAACCGCACCUUCCCCAGCCAUACCGCCCUCAAGCGGCACCUGCGCUCACAUAGAGGUGACCACCCCUACGAGUGUGAAUUCUGUGGCAGCUGCUUCCGGGAUGAGAGCACGUUGAAAGGCCACAAGCGUAUCCACACUGGAGAGAAACCAUACGAGUGCAAUGGCUGCGGCAAGAAAUUCAGCCUCAAGCACCAGCUGGAGACCCACUACAGGGUGCACACAGGUGAAAAGCCUUUUGAAUGCAAGCUGUGUCACCAGAGGUCCCGAGAUUACUCUGCCAUGAUCAAACAUCUCAGGACCCACAACGGCGCUUCCCCCUACCAGUGCACUAUCUGCCUGGAGUACUGCCCCAGCCUGUCUGCCAUGCAGAAACACAUGAAGGGCCACAAGCCAGAGGAGAUCCCCCCUGACUGGAGAAUAGAGAAGACCUAUCUCUACCUUUGCUAUGUUUAAGGGACAUGGAGGGGGAAGAUUGAAGUCAGGAAGGCCUGGGCAAAAAAAUGCAUCAUCCAUGGCCUUUUAUUCUGUUGUUGUUUACUAAAAGGGUUCUCCGUUUUUGUUUCUGGCUCAUGAGGUGUUUGUGUGGGGGAGGGGGAAUAAUUCCCUUUUAAUUUGGGGGUUCUCUGUGCAGUCAAUGAGAAAAAGCAUCAGAAUCGAGCCAUAGCCAAAUAUCUGCUUGUGUUUUGUGACAAUGCACGUCAAGGGCUUUGGAAAGAGCAGGUGAAAUGUCACUGUAGGGGAGGGGAAGGGGCAGUCCCGGUGCAAGCUUUGGAGUCUGAGAUUUUGGAGUUUGAAUUUUUUGUCCUGUUUGUGCCACAUUUGUUUACUUAAUUCAGGCCUCAUCUACAUUUAAAAACGAGGGCAGCCUAGCUACAUUGCUUAGGGCUGUGAAAAAUUUUGCACCCUGAACAUUGUCGUUAGGGUGACCUAGCCCCUGGUGUGGAUGUAGCUAGGCUGACCGAAUUCUUCCAUCGACCCGCCUGUCGGAGAGAUGGAUUAACUAUGGCAACAGAAAAACCCCUUCUGUGGCUGUAGCAGCUGUAAUGUCAGACAUGCCCUCAGUCACCAGCUUUAUUCAGCUGCCUCUUGUGCAGCCUCACCAGUAGGUGGCAGUGUAACGCCUAUUGUUAAAAUCCCCCUCGGAGGAUUCCCCCCAAAUUAGAUCGAACGACCCAGUUUUGGGGGUACCCAGAAAUACCAGGGCAGAUGAUGCGCAGCACGACGGGCUGGAUGAUCUGGAAGUUAGUUAGUCGUGCUAAUAAUGUGGCAGGUUACAAUGCAGUCCAGAUUUCCCCAAGUAACUAGUGAUUUGGGGAGCCUUGGUGUUUUUGCUUCCUGACCUGAGACACCCUGAAUUUCAGAACAUGCUGAUCAGCCUCGUCGGUGGCUCCAGCCAGGCAGCUGGAAUCACUAGUCAGUCUGGCACAGCUUGGCGUAAGUAAAGGCACAACCGGAAUUUUCCUCAGGAGGGGGCCCAGGGAGAUGACCCCUUUGGAGCCGGCAUCUGUCCCAGGUGGAGAAGAUGGUGGGCUAUAGUGCCCGUAGGCACAGCUUGGUAUCUCAGAGAGCAGAGCCAGCAACAGGCAAGUUUUUGUGGCGUUGCAGCUAGGGGAGGAAGUAGUGGGAUGUGCCAGGGCAGGGUGCAUCCCAGGCAGCAGGAAGGGGCGGGGAGGUACCAUGCAGCCCUGUGGGCAUCGUGUGCCCCCAGUCCCCAUGAAAAGCCCUGGCAUCAAGGCUGCACACACACCGCCACUCGGGAAGUGCCGGGGCCUCCCCUCCCAGCCAGCAGCACCAGGACUCUGGCCGGGGUUCCCCCAUUGGGCACCCCACCCAUUACCUCCUGGGUGCAUGGCAAGUCCCUGGCUGCAGGCCCCCCCUGCACUGCUAUCUGGAGCAUGGGUGGCCAUAGCUGGGUCUCUGCUCAGAUCCGCCAAGGGAAAGCUGUCCCCCUGGCCCAUGUUGCGACCGCUUGAGCAUAAGUAAAAUAAACCUGAACUUUGCUACAGUCCCCCCCACCCCCCACCCCUGGGCUGCUGUGUUUCAGAGGGCAGAUAGUUAUCCUGCUGUAUAGGAUGGGUAGGGUGACUUCUCAACCUAGUGUGGAGCAUGCCUUCAGAGUGCCCCCUCAAUCAGACUCCUCAGCUAGCAAAGUUCUUGUCACGUUACCACUUGGAACUAUCAGAAACUGACAGCUGUUGAGUCUCUCAUUCAUGCACAGAAAGUUGCCCUAGAUAUUUUGAUCAAUGUCACUACUCCUCUUAUGGCCAAGUCUGUUGGUGCUGGUGGUUGUCCCACUAUAAUAAAAGCUACUUGGGUAUUUUGGGCCAACGCCAGUCUGUUCAAGAGCUUAGAACUUGGCUGCAAAAAUUGCCUCUAGGCUGCAACCCUCUCUCCUGACCAAAGACCUUUCUAUGCAUUUUUUUAAUUUUAUUUUAUUUUUAGGGGAGGGAAUUAGAACCAGAUGGAAAGGGCAAAAUCUUUCAGCCUGGUUGUCAAAUCCCAGCUGUUGGACAAGUGUGUCUUCAGAUGAGGGAGUCACAGUUCAAGAUGCUCUUAAACUGCCCCCUGGUGCCUGGGCAUUGCCAGGGGUCUGAAGGAAUGAUGAGUGAGCUCGUAUUCCCUUCUCCUGCAAACACAUGCAAUAUAUCCCCCUGGCUUGCAAUGCAUUACAGUGACUCAGGCUGGUUAAAUGCUAACCUGUCAGCUUGACCUAAAUUUGUCAGAGAUUUGAGGAUUGGGGAGUAAUUCACAAGUUCAGGCAAUGGAUUUUGUAUGUAUCAUGCUGCUCAGUAGCUUACUUUUGAGUCUCCGUUUAUGCCACGCCUUGCAAUUCAACAGUGCUCUUCUUUUUUGAAGUAAGAGUCCUUCAGAAACCAUCCCGUCUGGCUGCAAGAGCUUUGCUCUGAAUGGGGAGAUGCGUUUGGUUUUGGGUUUUUUUCCACGUUUCAUAACAGAAACAUACCAAUUAUUUUUUUUGCUCAGCCCUCUGUCCAGGAAACUAUGAAGGAGUGAAUUGUAAAAGACGGAUUUUCUUUGUUUGGCUUGGGGGCUUUCGUUUUUGUUUUAAUUUGAAUAUUUCUGUUUAGCACAUUUUACUUGAAAUUACCUCGUUUUUUUGUGACCUCAUGAGCUUUUGUUGUUGGGUUUGAGGUUUUUGUUUUGUUAAAUGGAUAGGUUGUUUAAAAGGCCAUGCCGUAGAUCGGUGACAUGCGAUGUAAGAAUCGCAUGCUCGGUGAGAGUGCAAAAGUGCCACGACAACCGCAGAAGUAAUUUUACGGUGGUUUUUGUGCAUUAUCAUUACCAAAAUUGGUAUUUUUUUAACGGCCUGCCUUGACAGAGCUGGGGUCGUUGAUUCUGAAAGCUACCUCUUAUGUUUAGUUUUUGUUUUUAUUUUGCAGUUAUGAAAGCACAUUUUGCAAUAUUUGUGUUCGCUUUGUGAUGUCAUUUCAAGUUUCAUCUCAUGCUUUACUUGCAAUUGUAUAUUAUUUUGUAACUUAGCUGCAUUUAUAUUAAACAAAAAAAAGUUAGGGAGCGUUUUGUAGAUGGAAGUAAAGGGAAAAAAAGAGGGGUGUUAUACUGCUGUGCCCUCCCUACCCCUAACCUUGUCUCAACUGUCGGGAAAAAUUUGAAGGCCUUAAAACUGGGGGAAAUAACUUCAUUUGACAGUGGAGCAGGUAACUUACCGUUUAGUGAAGAUUUAGUGCUUUGAAAAGGAAAGAGUUAAACUUGAAUAUGUGAAUAGAACAGUAGAGUCUUGUUUAUAAUGUGAAAAAUGUGAGUAUAAAAUCACUUAGGGCAGAACUUGGAUAAAUAAAUAUGCACUAACGCAUCAAUGUUGCGUUAGCUAGCGAUGGCCAUGAGAUAAUCUUCGUCUCAAAACUAAACGUGAUGUCAAAAAUAUUUAAGGUAUUCCACAAAAUGAAUCCAUUCUUCACAUCCACCCUGUCCCCCGUUCACCAAGCUGAAAGGGUUGAACUGAUAUUUACAAAGUGUAAUAUUUUUGUAAUAUUUGUUAGUCCCUGUGUCUGUUUCCACAGGACUUUGCCCUUCCUUUUGUAAUGUGAACAGGAAUUGUGUGUGUGUGCGUAUGCGUGUGUGUGUGUAUGUGUGUAUGCUUUUUGUGCGUGUGAUUGUGUAUUAAAUCAUGCAGUAUUGUUGUAAUCCAGCGUUGCAGCCUUGGAUAGUACUAAAUCAAAAUAUUGCAACUUCAAAAUCACACGCAGGAAACGUAUGCAAAUGUGCGUGUCAAAUGCAGAUUUCUUACAUCUGCUAACAGAAGCUUGAGGUAGAGUGGGGAACAGGCAGUACUGUAGGUAUUGGUGACUUAACAAUAAUUUCUUUUUAUUGUUUGGAGUUACAUUACUCCUCAACAACCAUCAUUUGUAUUUACUGUUAUCUGCAGAGAAGCAAAUUCUUCCUCAACCCGCCAAUCUAAAAAAUAUUAUUUGCUGUUGAAUAUUAGAGGAUAUGUGGAGGCAGUUCAGAUGCAUCAGGGCCAGAGAACCAACAUGUACAGAAGUAGACAGGGUGACAGACUUCACAUGGAGCUCAGGCAAACACAAACAGGUCUGGAAUUUAGGAUGAAUCUAGCUGCGUGCUCCUCCCUUCCAUUAGAGAGCACAAUCUUACGGGGUGGGCAGGGGGAACAGGGGAAUAUAUUGUGUGCAGUUCUAUCUUCAGAGCAGCAUCACUUCUUUGCUCUGUUGGCCAGGUCAGUAAUUUCCGUUUUAGAUAGUCAGUUAACAUUUUGAGCACGGCUUAUCACAAUAUAUAGUACUCUUUGUGAAUUAGAAUUGCAACUGCCUUAAACAGUUCUUUCAAAACUUCUUCAGAUGCAAAGCAGAAAGCUGGCUAUAUGCGCACUCCUUACUCUGUUCAUAUCAUCCAUUUUGAACUUAUACCUGUCUGUAUCUGGUGAUGUUUUGGGAAUAAAAGUAGUGUUGUGUCUCAGUUCACACCAUUAAGAUCCUUUUUAUGCAUUAUAUAUAUAAAAAGCAUACACGUAUGUGCACACGCACACAGAGGAUUGAUAAUAUCUUUGCUGCUUUGUGUUGGGAAUGGGAAGCAGAACAGAUGCUGAUUUAGUACAAUCCAGGAUGUAACUCUGGAGAAUGGCUUGUUUAAUCUUUGUGCCUGAGAACAGUUUUUUCACAUUUAAAAGAAAAAAAAAUUGCUGCGAUUUCUCACAAGUAUAUGGUACCUUUUUGCAGUAAAUUGGUACUGCUGGCUGGGGGGAUGUCAUGGUACAAUGGAACAAACAACCAAUUUUCCAACACAAUUAAUUUAUUUUCCAUUGGAAGACCUUUCCUUCCCCCUCUCCCCCUGCCCUUGGGUGUUGGCACAUUUUGGCUGCACCACCUGGAACUGUGCAAACUGAAGUUUGUUUCCUACCAGACACACACAUUUCAAAAUCAGGUCACUGGGGUGUUCUAAAUUUAAAGACAAGAACUUCUGUUGCGUGAAAACUCAUCAGACAAGAUGAGAACACUUGAUUAUUUUUCACUCCACUUACAUCUCAUUGGUCUCCCCUUGUCCCUCCCCCACCAUCCCCCUCAUGGGGACAUCUGCUUCUGUGGGUGUCAUUCCAAGACUGCUUUAACCCAUAGGACAUAAAAAAGGGUUGACAAAAAGGCAGCAAAUUCACCUCCGACAUACAGCUUUGAAAUAUCAUUCCAAUGAAUGUGGCUGAUGAGAAGUCUCUGGUCCCAUGACAUCCUUCCACACUGAGUACCAACCUUUUGGUGUGCAUCAUAGUAUUUGUUUCACAUAGUGUUAUGUAUGCAUGAUCUUUUAAGGCUAAGAAGCCAUGGUAAAGCUCCAUGACAUCUAUCCAUAUAUAUAUUAUUAUAUAUAUGUAUAUUAUAGCACUGAGGACCAACUGCCCUGCCGGACCAAGCAAACGAAGGCUUGUUUUCAUUGCUUGUCUUUUUAUGUCGUGACAGCACAAGUGCCAGUCUGAUCGCUCUGUAUUAAAAAUGGUGUUUUAAUUGAUGUUAUAGUUCUGUCUACCUCAGCACCUCCUGUUAGCCUAAUUUUAGAAGGUGCCCAAUUUUCGUUUGUUUUUUUCAGAUUAUUGGUUACUAUUUUUUGUACAAAUCUGUUUGUUUUCUCCUUCUGUUCAUUUCUUUUGCAGCACUGCUUGCGAGUCCGUUCUCUAGCCACAGAUGCAGUUAGCUAAAAAUUUAAAAAGGAAAAAAAAAUUCCCAAAAUGUGAUGUCUCCUAGUUGCAGCUCUCCGCAUCUGCCUUCGUUCUGUGUAGAUUCAGAUGCAUUUCUUUGUAAAACUUCAGUGUUUCUGACAGAGGAAAAGAAAAAAAGGAAAAAAAAUUUACUGCUGCAGGUUUUUUUUCUCUCCAUGUGUCACUAAGUGAAGUUCGUGCCUUCUAUAGCAAAGAGAAUAUUUUUUACAUCCUACUAACAGUAGAUUUUUUUGUAGUGAACAUUUUUUGUAUUUUUAUUUAUAAGUCUCAUAAGAAAAAUAGCAAUGUUCAGUUGUAUACCUUGAAUCUGCAGUUAGAAAAAAAGUUAAUAAAGUUAAUUCAGUUGUCUCUGCCUGCUGCUUCCUUCCUUCUAUUCUUUGCUCAGAUGUUUCUCUGGUGAGGAAGAGGAGAAAUCCGUCGCAUGAGCUAAAAUCUUACCUGAUCCCCGUUGAACAGGACUGAAAUAAGGGGACUGGAUUGGAAGGUUGAUGCUAUUUCCAUACAAAUGGCCUUCACCU
Messenger RNA from Gopherus evgoodei (Goodes thornscrub tortoise), 8512 nucleotides. RefSeq names its product zinc finger and BTB domain containing 16 (gene ZBTB16). Lineage: Eukaryota; Metazoa; Chordata; Testudines; Testudinidae. Bases 251 to 2248 code for a protein of 665 amino acids. Gene Ontology annotation, molecular function: protein binding. Gene Ontology annotation, biological process: negative regulation of transcription by RNA polymerase II; regulation of immune system process; regulation of cytokine production. The transcript has 7 exons. The record is from RefSeq and is a predicted model, not a curated record.